Molecule: messenger RNA, 915 nt
Organism: Phytophthora sojae
Lineage: Eukaryota; Oomycota; Peronosporomycetes; Peronosporales; Peronosporaceae
Exons: 3
Coding region: 1-915 (304 amino acids)
Source: RefSeq, a predicted model, not a curated record
AUGUGGAACGACAGCAUUCUGCUCGAGCAUGCUGAAGCGGUGAUCUGUAGCCGCCCACAGACGCGGUUUUACCGACGUCCUGUGCUCUAUAUUAUCGACUCGUACGGGUGCCAUGUCGUUCCUCGUCUCGGCCAGGCGCGGUGUCUAGAAAAAAAAAAUCGGAAAGCAGUCAUAUACUUGGCCCCAAAUAUGUACCUAAAUGUUUUGGAGACAAUUCAUUAUUUGGGACAUUUGGGGCGAUUUGGGCACAUAUUUGGGAUGCAUUAUCAGCUUCCGCCAUGUCAACAUGUUCAACCAAAACCUUUUGCAACGGUACAACAUUUUUGCCUCGAUUGGGUUAACACUCAAGAUGCUGACACAAUAAGUAAGGCGUUUCGUGUUUGCGGACUCACGGUCCACCGGACAUUCGACAUGGAAGGACUGCACCCUUCCCUGCGCGACCUACUCAACUCGAGCAUUCAGCUGGACGAAUGGUAUCAGAAGUACGAGAAUCUUCGCGAUGAAGACGAUGGUGAUGACCGCGAGGAAAUAUGCAUCAACCCCCCUCACUGGUACAUUCCUAGCGACAUCCCCGCAAGUCUGUUCUUGUGUCUCUACUUCAGUCUGGCCAGUGCUGUUUACGAUUACAAGACCGUGCUGACCGAGUUCAUGACGACGUUGGAAGACCUCGCAGGACUUCUCGAUGACGACUACCUUGACGCAAUCAGAGAUGGUAGGCAAGCGAUUUGGGAGCUGGAACUGUUUGCAGCCUUAAGGUUCCAUAGCUGCAAUAUCGAUCUCAAGACCCUCAACUACAACUGCAGGGUAAUCUCGACGUGUACCUACACCGUUCCUGACGCUGCACGAACUAUCAACAUGGCCAGGAUCGGACUAAUGUGUGUGUUAAAAGUAGAUGGAAUGCAGGUAUCGCUCUGA